GGGGCAUUUCAAACCCCGCCCCGUUGCCAUUCCUACCCAGUGAGUCAGUGACCUUGGCGGCCGCCGAGCAGAGCCAUUGGAUUUGAACCAAGCGACCUUUCCUCGUCGUCCCGACCUCGACGUAAGAAGAAGACUCGCAAGUUGCAUUACUGGUCCUCGCUUUCGCCUUUUUGGCGGGCAAUGUCAUGUGUUGUGUGUGGAAUGCUUGAACUUAAGUAAACUCCUGGAUUCUAAGAACCCUAUUCACUGAUCCAACAUUCCAACCAUGCUUUUGAUCUCUCUCUGUUCCCACACUCUGCCCUGGUGCUCCCCUGAUAUCCGACGAACUCAUGCGACUUCUUACGGGAGCCGGCCAACCAGGGAAGUCCAAGUACAGACAAUGCGACGCUUGUCUGACAAACCCGGGAGACGUAGUACCAUGUUCGGGAGACCCAUAACGAUCCCUUCUAAUAGUAGUCCUCUUCUACGACGUUCCGGUAGCAGUCCGGUUUUCUCUGACCUUGGUCCUAGUGACAAUGGAUAUAACGUGGAAGAAGGCUCUUUGAAUUCCAUAGAAUCAUCUGAAAAGAAUACAAGUUCUUCAAUGCACACUGAUGCAAUGAUGCCACCACCAAUUUUUUUAUGGAGAUUCAAGGUUUUACUAUUUCUCAUCUGGGGUUUCACUUGUUGCAAGAUUGGCUGGAAAUCUGUCAUGAGAAUGAGUGUGGACUUGCAGCAUCUAUUCUUAUAUGAAGCUUUUUUAUAUUACAAUCCCCUCCUUCUUGUGACUAUGAUGGUUUGGCUGUGGGGGAUUAAUCUAUGGGCUUUUGCUCAGGUUGGAGUCAAUCAUACAAAGAUAUUUGGUUUGGAUCAAAAUCAUCUAACACAUAAAGAAAUAUGGAAGUGUGCAACAUGGAUGACGAUCAUUGUCCCGACUAGCAUGACCGCAUACCUUUGCCUUUACUCUAAUGGAAAAGAGUCAUUGGCUGCAUCACAACCAGUACUUUUGUAUGCUGCUGUUACAAUGGUUCUUAUAUUUCCUUUUGAUAAAUUUUAUUUAUCAUCUCGCUACUACUUAUUAAGGACACUUGGUCGGAUACUACUUCCAUUACAGGCAAUAACAUUUUCUGACUUUUUUGUGGCGGAUAUCCUGACUUCCAUGGCAAAGGUUCUUUCGGAUUUGGAGCGUUCUGUUUGCCACAUGGUACAUCAACAGGUUGCUACAAUUGCGUGGUUUGAAGCUGAUUCUGUAUGUGGUAGUCACUCAAUUGCCAUCCCCUUGGUGCUAGUUUUGCCAUAUAUAUGUCGUUUAUUCCAAUGUCUACGACAAUACAAAGAUACUAAAGAAGAGACCACCCUAUUGAAUGCUUUAAAAUAUUUUACGGCAGUCCCAGUGAUUUUUCUGUCAGCCCUGAAGUAUCAUGUCUUCCCUGAUAGGUGGACAAAAAUUUAUCGCCCCCUUUGGCUUCUCUCAAGUGUUAUAAACUCACUUUAUUCAUUUUACUGGGAUGUGAUCCAAGACUGGGACUUAAGUAUCUUCUCUCCGAUUUUCAGGUUCAACAGGCCACGCAUAUGCUCAAACAUGCUAUAUGGACGGAAGUGGGUUUAUUUUUGGGCAAUUGGAAGCAACCUUAUCCUUCGUUGUACUUGGACGUAUAAACUAUCUUCCCAUCUUCGCCACAAUUAUCUGACAGUUUUCACAAUCACGGCCUUGGAGAUUCUUCGACGCUUUCAGUGGGUUUUUUUCCGUGUAGAGAAUGAGUGGAAUAAGAUGAAGUUGGGCAUGUAGUUCUCCAYGAGUGGCACACCAAGGCAGGAAGAUAAAUUACUAGGUUCCACGAACCACAAUGUAUAAACUACAGGGUUCGUUGUGUAUAAAUUUCAAUUUUUUUUUCUUGUUCUGCUUCGUGUUUUCAAUUUGCUUUCCGUGAUUUAGCCUUGAAAGUAUAUCACUUAUUCACCCUUGA
This is a messenger RNA of Nelumbo nucifera (sacred lotus), 1946 nucleotides long. RefSeq lists its product as uncharacterized. Gene Ontology annotation, cellular component: membrane; cytoplasm. The record is from RefSeq and is a predicted model, not a curated record. Lineage: Eukaryota; Viridiplantae; Streptophyta; Magnoliopsida; Proteales; Nelumbonaceae.